Messenger RNA from Oryza sativa Japonica Group (Japanese rice), 3003 nucleotides. RefSeq names its product AUGMIN subunit 6. Lineage: Eukaryota; Viridiplantae; Streptophyta; Magnoliopsida; Poales; Poaceae. The record is from RefSeq and is a predicted model, not a curated record. Gene Ontology annotation, cellular component: mitotic spindle microtubule; HAUS complex. Gene Ontology annotation, molecular function: microtubule binding. Gene Ontology annotation, biological process: spindle assembly.
ACUUGUAAUAAAAUUUGGACUCCUUUCCCCUCCCUCCCCUCCUUCCCUCUGCGCACCCAACCCAACCCAUCCGCAGCUUUCUCCCACCUCCGCGCAGCCGGUCAUACCCCCAUUCCAGGCCGCUAGGGUUCACCGCUGCCGCCCGCGACGGCCGCCGCGCGCCGGGCACACAGCGCGCUUUCGCCUUCACGGGCUCCCGUUGCCGUCUCGCGUCGUGCCCGCCCCCGCGCGGAGGCGGAGCUAUCCAAAGUUAUCGCGUCCCCCUCGCAUAGAUCUGAUAUUCGCGACUGGACCCGCUCCUCUCGGCUCGCAAUGCUUUUUGGAGUUUUGUUUCUCUCCCAUCCCACCACCUCGGCCUCACUGAGAUCUCCGACUCCGAUUACGCCAGCCGCCCCCUAAACCUAGCCGCAGCGCAUCCACCCCCGCGCGAGACUAGCAGCGGCGGGAGUGCGCGGCCAUGGCGACGGAUCGGGAGAAGGAGCGGGAAGCGGAGCUGGAGAGCGCCAUGUACACCAACUGCCUCCUCCUCGGCCUCGAUCUCGCCGUCCUCGGUUCCCCCUCGUCCCCCGCCGCCGGCCCUCGCGUCGGCCUCUUCCGCCACUCCAAUCCCCGCCUCGGUGAACAGCUCCUCUACUUCCUCCUCUCUUCGCUCCGCGGGCCCGCGCAGUCCGCCAAGGACUUUGAUAAGGUGUGGCCGAUCUUCGACUCCGCACAAUCCAGAGAGUUUAGGAAGAUCGUGCAAGGAAUCAUCAGCGAGCUGGAGCAGCAGGGAGCUCUGCCACGGAGCAACUCCAGGGUAUCUUCACUCGCCACCUGCUGUGGGCCGAGAUUUGUUGAGCUAUUGUGGCAACUCUCUGUGCAUGCCUUGAGAGAAGUCCACAGGAGAACAUUUGCUGCUGAUGUUGCAUCAAGCCCGCUGCCUGCAGCACUCACAGACGUCUCUUAUCUACAUGCCGCUGCAUUACUCCCUGUGACUAAGGCAAGGAUAGCUCUUGAGAGGCGUAAAUUUCUAAAAAAUGCAAAUAUUGCUGUUCAAAGGCAAACAACCUGGUCAAAUUUAGCCCAUGAAAUGACAGCUGAAUUCCGAAGUCUUUGUGCUGAAGAGGCCUACCUACAGCAGGAGUUAGAGAAGCUGCAAGACAUGCGAAACAAAUCCAAACUGGAAGGGGAACUUUGGGAUGAACGUAUCUCAAGUUCAUCUGGACAGAAUUCCCAUUUGGUGUCUAAGGCAACUCGUUUGUGGGAAACAAUAUUGGCUCGCAAAGGCCAACAUGAGGUCUUAGCUUCUGGACCAAUUGAAGAUCUUAUAGCACAUCGUGAGCAUAGGUACCGUAUAUCAGGAUCUCAAUUGCUAGCAGCAAUGGAUUUGAGUUCAAGCGUUCCACAUUCUGAGUUACUAUCAGCUCGAGCUAGUGAAGCGUCUCCAUUUUUGGACAAACAAGAACAGAUGUCUGCUCUAUUCCAAGGAAAGGAAGAAGCCCUCUCAAGGUUAGAUGAUAGGAAUGGACGUGCUCAACAACAGACUGUUGAUGUGGCUGAAAUUCUUCGCCGUUGGACUCAUGCUUUACAGCGUAUUCAUAAACAGUCUCUUCAUUUGGCCAAAGCAAAUGAUGGAGAUGGACCAGAACUACUCCGAAGUGCAUCUGAUGGUGAAACUAGUACCCAUGCUGACUCAUUAACGGCAACAUUGGCUGAACAUCGUCAGCACUUAGUCAGUAUACAGGGCCUAAUUAAUCAACUCAAGGAAGCUAUCCCGGCAAUGCAGCAGUCAAUAGCAGAUCUGUCAGAGGAAGUAAAUAGCGUAUCUAGUAAUCCAAUGGAUAAAAUCAUCUCCAGAUUGUCUCCGUCAGUGCAAAAUUCAGGGUUUGGAAGAGCAGAAGAAAGCAGCAGUGAACUUUCAGAGAUGACUUCCAAGCUUUCUUCUACACACCUUGACAAGGCUGGGAGCAGUCCUGCUCUAAAGCUACCACCUUUAUUUAGUCUGACUCCAAGUUCUUCUGGAAAAGGAACACAGGCACAAAAAAGGAAUGCGUUAGGACGGCAACCUAGCCAAGAAAUCCUGUCUGAAGAGAAAACUCUUCCCCUUCCCUCAACUAAAGAUGAAACAAAUGGCUCAAUACAUGAAAAUGAGGGUUAUUUUGCUCAUAACAUCAGACGUUCUGUUCGUGAAGCUGCUCUAUCAAAGCCAUUAAGAAACCCAGAGAGGCCACAUGACCAGAGUAGUGAUGAUGGUUCAGAGCACUUCUUUAUUCCCCUAUCAACAGGUGCUUCAAAGAUGGAGAUUGAUGCCGUCGAUAAUAAUAGAAGAAUGCAAAAACUGGGUUUUUCAUCACCACAAAUGAAGUUCAGUGAUCUUCACUUCAAUGUUGACAGCCCAAUGCAUGCAACUCCUGUUCUGUCAAGUAAACUUAAUGGGCAUGAUGAUCCUAACACUGUCACAAGCAUGCUUGAUCCAGUAAGUGGUCUGGGACAUCAGUCAUUUAUAACUGAUGAUGCUCUUGAUCAAGUAUUCUCCCCACCACUGUUGUUGGAGACUUCUUUAUUUCAGGAUGCAUACGAGGACUUGCUUGCUCCAUUAUCUGAAACCGAUACAGCUUUAAUGGAACACUAGAGCUCACAUGUACAUUGUGUAAUACUUUGACCACUGCCGUAAGCUUCAGUGCUUGAUCACAGCCUGGAGGUUCUUAUGGUUUGGUUCUGACUGCUGCUGGGACAUUUUUGGUGAAUUUCUUGCUGGUUGUGUUGCUUGCCAGUUGCCACCAGCUUGUGAGGGAUGUCUGCGUCAGAAGAAGGGGUAUUAUUAGGGAAAGUUGGGGUAUUUGGUUUUGGGGAGAGGAAAAGAGUGUUUUAGCGGUGAUAUAGAUGUCUGUAAUGUUCCAGCCGUUGUGUGCACAGUAAGAUAAGAUUCAAAAUCGUGUGUAUUUAGCGUACAUUGUAUGUAUUUCUUGUAAUAAUUUGCUUCGCUUAAAAGUUUUUCUGAUGUGCGGGUUCUGCUGUUCUGCA